UCCGCCGACGUUCCUGAACGGUCGUUACCCAUCUCCAGGCAAGCCACGCAGGGUGCCCACUCCCCAUACCGCCUUUCCCGCCGUCGCAGAACGGCUCCACCCCGCCACCGCCCCCGGCUCCUCCUUCCUCCUCCUCCUCCCUCAGAAACGCGGGCGGUAACUUGCGCCAUGGUGUGGCGCGGCCGGCGGCGGCGGCGGAGGCGACGCGGGGAGGCGGCGGCACCAGCAGCAGGCCCGGUGGCUGCGGCGAGCCGCGGCGAGAAACAGAUACCCAAGGAUGUGACAGAUGUUUCUAAUGCUGCCAGUGACAACGAAGAUUUUCUGGGAUUCCAAGAUGAUGCCUCUAGAGAGAGGUUGUUGCCAGAGGACAGCUGUGCUAAUUCUGAUACCUUGGAGUCAGAAAAAAAGAGGGUUUGUCUGCAAUCCAGUUAUCUCACUGAGGAGCUGCGGAAGAUUUUCACUGAAGACACUGACUCUGAAACGGAAGUGUUUGAAGGCUUCACUUCAAGCGAGGUGGAUGUGAGCAAAGGAGUUCUGGCACUGGAGUCAGACCUCAACCAUGAAGAACACAGUAAUUUAUUGGGUAAUGAGGAAGAAGAGGAGGAAGAGGCAAAGAAGGCAGUAUCCCCUAAGAGAAGAAGCUUUGGCCUUCGUGUUGCCUUGCAGUUUCCAACCAGAAAGUCAUCUGAGAAAAAAGUGCCUGAAAAGGCUUUUUCUGACUUACCUCUAAAGGACAGUGAACCUCUUGCACCUUGUUCAAAAGAAGUAAGCUGCAAUCGUUGGGACAAACUAGAGGGCUCUGCUUCAGAGUCUGAAGAAGACAUUAAAGAAACACAGGAUGAAAGCUCCAGUGCUCUGCUUAAGAGAGCUAUGAAUAUUAAAGAAAAUAAAGCCAUGCUUGCCCAGCUGCUGGCAGAACUGAAUUCCAUACCUGACCUAUUCCCAGUGAAAACGCCAACCUCAACUCCUUCGAAACAGAAGAAGAUCCCAAGGAGGGCGUUGUCUGAAGGCCAGAUAACACGGCGCAUGAACCCAACCAGAAAUGCUCGUCCUCCAGAAAACUUUGCCUUGGAAAAAUUUACUGUGUCAGCUGCCAAAUUUGCAGAGCACCUUCAGAGCUACAGACAACAAAACCUCUUGAAGAAGAGACUCAGUGUGCAGGGGGAUUGUCGAGUGCACAAAAGGAGGAGAUCAUCAAAGUAUUCAACUCAGCGCCCAGUAGAGGAUAUUACUGAGGAGGACUUGGACAACAUUGCCAUCACUGUUAAGGACAAAAUCUAUGACAAAGUUCUAGGUAGUACUUGCCACCAGUGUCGACAAAAGACAAUCGAUACCAAGACAAUCUGUCGCAACCAGGGCUGUGGAGGAGUAAGGGGGCAGUUUUGUGGACCAUGUCUUCGAAAUCGAUAUGGAGAAGAUGUGAAGUCAGCACUGCUUGAUCCAGCCUGGAUCUGUCCUCCUUGUCGUGGGGUGUGCAACUGCAGCUACUGCCGCCGGCGGGACGGGCGCUGUGCCACAGGCAUGCUCAUCCACUUGGCCAAGUUCUAUGGCUAUGACAAUGUUAAGGAGUACCUGGAAAGUUUACAAAAACAACUGGUGGAUAACAACUGAGAGCACAGAACUCCAUCUCUGCCUGCAGCUGGUUCAUAUGCUGAUAAACAUUGACUUCAAAAGGUUUAUUUCCUAUAUUUUAUAUAAGAUAGAAUUGUAGAAUAUAGUAUAUGCAUUCCACAUUGGGAACUUUUUAAUUGCUGUGGUCUUAUGCAAAAGAUCUCUCAGGAAAAUGUUAUGGUAGAGAAAUCUACAUGCACAGACGGAUAUGGCACUCUUGAUCCUUCAGUGGUUCAUAUUUAGUGGAGCUACACAACCACAUGAUGGAGAACUUGUUCAAUUUGAGCAAUAUUUCUAUUUAUAUAAUUUUACAAGUUUGCAGAAAGAGUGUUUGACAGCUACCUGUAGAGUAUACCCUGCCUUUAAAGGAAAAAAACCUACCUUGCAUAACAACUGGACCACAAAGAUUCAGUUUCUCAAACCUUGCUUUCUGAAUCUAUUCCUCCACCUCUGGUUUAUGCAACUUGUCCCUGCAAAGAAGGGAAGGGUACUUUUAUCUGAAUGCCAUUAUCUUCCAGCCAAUAGUGUUCUAUGAAAAAUAAAACUUCAAACAUCAUCCCAGUGAUGGAAAAGAAUUGCUCACUAUAGCAGAUUGUGUGAUGCGCUUGCUGCCUGAACCAGCUGUCUUAGUUGGCAGUCAGAACUGGUUAAAUGGUUUCAAUCACAAAGUUCAGGUUUUGGGUUUUUAUGUCUGGUUUAUAUUUAGAGGUUUCUUUCAUAUGUACAAGAAGGCUUUCAGACAACUUUGGUUUAAAUGCAGUGCUUGUAUUCCAGUACGUUUGUUAAAGUUCUUGUAAGAUACACAUUUCUUUGUAUGUAGAGAGAAUAAAGAAUAACUCAGAGGA
Pogoniulus pusillus (Red-fronted tinkerbird) is the source of this 2456-nucleotide messenger RNA. It is a transcript of the gene CDCA7L, whose product is annotated as cell division cycle associated 7 like. The coding region runs from base 169 to 1611 and encodes 480 amino acids. Lineage: Eukaryota; Metazoa; Chordata; Aves; Piciformes; Lybiidae. The record is from RefSeq and is a predicted model, not a curated record. Gene Ontology annotation, biological process: regulation of DNA-templated transcription. Gene Ontology annotation, cellular component: nucleus. The transcript has 10 exons.